AUGAGUAGACAUCUUUGUGAACUAAUUUUGUUUAUAAAAAGGCAUUAUCUUUAUUUCUUAAAGGGUAUUGAUGAAUCAGUUUCUGAUUUCUAUAUAUUUUAUUCCGAUAAAGUUAAUGAUCCCCUUAGCCCUAGAGAUUUAGGAUUUCUUAUGAGAAUGCUUGGUGUGAAAUUAAUUCAUAGAAGGGUUGAAGAUCGAAUUCAUAGAUGGUAUCAGAUUUCUUUUGAUUAUCUAGAAGCUUCUUUAUCUAGGAUUAGUAAAAGUAUUCUUAAACUUAGUGUGAAGGACCUUGAUUAUAAAAUUCUUGGUGAGCAACUUGAACCUAAUAAAGAUAUCGUAGCUAUUAAUAGUAAUUUCAUUCACAAAGCUUUUGAUGGUUUUGAUGACUUUAUUGUUCAACCUAAGUUAACAACUAAAAAGAAAAAAUUGAUGACAACGCCUCUUUACAAAGAACGUAAAAAAGUUGGUGAUGGGACUUGUUUUCAAUCUUGCCUUAACUUUGUUAUAUUGAUUGAUUCAAAGAAUUAUAAAAUGCGUUAUUUUCCUAGGAGUGGGGAUUUACAAGUAUUUGGGGUCAUUGAUGAUGACUAUCGAUCUGGUAAACUUGCUGUUCAAACCUUUGUUAACUAUCUUAAAGAAUCUAAUGGGAUUACGGAUUUUGAAACGGUUGAAAUCAUUAAUACUAAUCUUUCAUUAUUAAACUUUAAAUAUCAUAUGAUAUUACCUUCUAAUGUUCUCAUUGAUAUUUCAAAGCUUGAUUCUAUUCUUGCUAAUGAUUUGUAUCCUCCUCCAUUUAAAAUCAAUUUUACUAUCAAUCUCAUUGAAUCUAUUAGAAAGCUUUCAAUUAUAUUUGAAUCUUAUGGGAAGAAAACUCGUGUUAUUAUUUGGCCUAGUGGGAAGAUUAAUAUAAUGUCUGCAACUUCAUAUGAUGAUGCCCUUAAAAUCUAUAACUUCUUGGGUCAAAUUUUCGAAUCUGAAGCAUCUAAUCUACUUGCAAUUAUUCCUACUCCUGAUCCUUUAACUCCUG
This is a messenger RNA of Entrophospora candida, 1027 nucleotides long. The record is from the annotation of a GenBank genome assembly. Lineage: Eukaryota; Fungi; Glomeromycota; Glomeromycetes; Entrophosporales; Entrophosporaceae.